This is a messenger RNA of Cantharellus anzutake, 369 nucleotides long. RefSeq lists its product as uncharacterized. Lineage: Eukaryota; Fungi; Basidiomycota; Agaricomycetes; Cantharellales; Hydnaceae. The transcript has 2 exons. Bases 1 to 369 code for a protein of 122 amino acids. The record is from RefSeq and is a predicted model, not a curated record.
AUGUCGAGCCACCACAACAUUGCAGAUAGACCCUCGCCCAGCUGGUACCACAAGGAGAAGGUCCGCUCAAGGAAUAUCUCUUCAUUAUACAACCCAUAUGCGUGCCUCCCUGAAGACUUACAUCGAUGGGAACAAUCGACAAGAGAGAAGUUGUGGACCUCUACCAGCCAACGCGAACUUAGGGCUACCCAGUUGCUCGCCCAUACUAGAGGCAAUCAUCUGGCCCGUAUGUGCUUUUCCAAUGCUGCUGGUCGUCCAGUCCAUCCCCUGUCAUACGGUUCCUUUCCUCUUGUCGCUGCCAUAGUACAUUUGGAGUAUUGGUACUCACUAGAGUUUCGCGAGGAUACUUAUACACAUUCUAUUGAAUAA